Limulus polyphemus (Atlantic horseshoe crab) is the source of this 4311-nucleotide messenger RNA. Its product is annotated as glycogen synthase kinase-3 beta-like. Gene Ontology annotation, cellular component: cytoplasm; nucleus; axon. The transcript has 9 exons. Gene Ontology annotation, biological process: signal transduction; protein phosphorylation; negative regulation of canonical Wnt signaling pathway. Gene Ontology annotation, molecular function: protein serine/threonine kinase activity; ATP binding. The coding region runs from base 424 to 1770 and encodes 448 amino acids. The record is from RefSeq and is a predicted model, not a curated record. Lineage: Eukaryota; Metazoa; Arthropoda; Merostomata; Xiphosura; Limulidae.
GUAAAUGCAGAGAUCGCUGUUUUAGCUCGAUAAAGAUUGUACAGGAAGCUAGAUAUGUAGGUGUUAUAACCUAGAUUUUGAUAUGAUUUGCGCUUCCAUGGAUACUUUAAUGCACAAAUCAAAGUUAGGUUUGUUUCAAAUAUAAUUUUGUUUUACUGGGGAAUAUUUUAUGGGAAACGCAAAGAAAAUUUCAUAUGUGAUUUGGACCAGCGUGAUUGUGAUACUUUAGCUACGUGAUAUCGACGACAAAUUGUAGUACUACUAGUAGGCUUAAGUACAGAUAAGUUUACUACUAUACUGAUCCAGUAACACAGAUCUGAAUUUUUUUGUCUGUGUGUGUGCUGGCUUAAUAUUAGGAUGUGGUGAUAAUUAACUGUGAGCAUUUUAGAUAUAAACUGAAAAAUAAAAAAAUACUGAAAGAUAAUGAGUGGAAGGCUGAGAACUACAUCGUCAUCGUUUGCUGAAGCCAGUGAAGGUAACAAAUGCCAGCAGCAACAGCCAAGUUUUUCAGGAGUUAAAAUAAGCAGUAAAGAUGGAGGUAAGGUGACCACCGUUUUGGCAACCCCAGGCCAAGGACCUGAUAGACCACAAGAAGUAGCUUAUACAGACACCAAAGUCAUUGGAAAUGGAUCGUUUGGAGUUGUCUAUCAAGCUCGACUUGUAGAUACUGGGGAAAUGGUUGCAAUCAAGAAGGUUUUACAAGAUAAAAGAUUUAAGAAUCGAGAAUUGCAGAUAAUGAGAAGGUUGGACCACUGUAAUAUUGUAAAACUGAAAUACUUCUUCUACUCCAAUGGUGAGAGGAAGGAUGAACUUUACCUCAAUUUGGUGUUGGAAUUUAUUCCUGAGACAGUGUAUCGAGUAGCAAGACAUUAUAGCAAAUCCAGGCAGACUAUCCCCAUAUCUUUUAUCAAGCUAUAUAUGUAUCAGCUGUUUCGCAGCCUAGCCUACAUCCAUUCCUUAGGGAUUUGUCAUCGAGAUAUUAAACCACAAAACCUACUUCUUGAUCCAGAAUCAGGUGUUCUUAAAUUGUGUGAUUUUGGAAGUGCUAAGCACCUGAUUAGAGGUGAACCAAAUGUGUCGUACAUCUGCUCACGUUAUUACAGAGCACCAGAACUGAUAUUUGGUGCCACUGACUACACAACUAUGAUUGACAUCUGGUCAGCAGGCUGUGUGCUUGCUGAAUUACUUCUUGGUCAGCCUAUAUUUCCUGGUGACAGUGGGGUGGACCAGUUGGUAGAGAUCAUCAAGGUUCUUGGCACUCCCAGUAAGGAGCAGAUACGGGAAAUGAACCGGAACUACACAGAGUUUAAGUUCCCCCAGAUUAAGGCCCAUCCCUGGCAAAAGGUGUUUCGUGCCCGAACACCUCCUGAAGCCAUUGACCUAGUUGCAAAACUACUGGAAUACACUCCUUCUACACGUAUCACCCCUCUACAGGCAUGUGGUCACACCUUUUUUGAUGAACUUCGUGAACCAGGGACAAAGUUACCAAGUGGUCGAGAAUUACCAUCUCUCUUCAACUUUACAGAGAGUGAAUUGCGAAUCCAGCCAUCACUGAACUCCAUUCUUCUUCCCCCCCAUACGCGAAACAGUAUUGGAAAUCCUCAAAGCCCUGCUACAUCAGGCAACCCAGGAGGGAAUUCCGAGGAUUCUGGUAACAAUGGAAACCCUAAUCACGCAGGCUCAGGAACUGGAGAGAUUGUCGACACUGUUGCUGUAGCAGGAUCAAGCACUGAGGUUUCUUCAUCUACCCAAGACUCGGCUACAGCGUGACCUUAACCCUCUAGAAAUGCUUGACUAGACUAACUGGCAGCUAAGCAUAACAGGUGUACAGAGGGGUUAGUGUUAUGGAUUAAAAAAAAACAUUUUGAACUUGUAGUUGUAACAAGAUAAUAAUGGACUUCCCAGUGCAGCAGAUUACCUACACCUUAGACCAGUCCAGCCAUUUAUGGCUUGUAUUUUUUUCCUUGUUCAGAAUUCCCAUAAGGAUUAGAAAAUAAAGAUUGAUAUUGCAAAUAACAAUAUGAAAUGCCUGUACAUAUGCUAGAUUACUUUGCCAUUGUGUUGUAGAAGCCCUUCCAUUAGUUUAUAUCGCUGAAGUAAGGAGCAUCAUUUGUUUUCACCCCUUUUAAAACAGUGUAACGUAGAAAGCAUUAUUUUUCAUUUCUUUUUAAUAACCUGUCAGUUGAAAAUUCUUGCUGUGAACCCCUCCAUUACCAGAUUUUGAACUGUACAUGUAACUAGAAAUGUUGUUCUUCAAAGUAGGCAGAUAUUUGUAAUGAUUGAGAAAGACUUAGAGAAAAAUAUCAAGCUUAGGAAGCUAGGAUAGAGCACCUUAAAGGUUAUGUGUUGGGGGGAGAAACAUAAAGUCCAGAAUCAUUCAUUUUGUGUCUGUUUUAAUCCAUUGUGGUUGUUAUCAAAAAGUCCAAGGGGUGCCAAAUGAUAAUAACAUCAACACCAUGACAGUUUAGUAUUAUUUCUGGAAACACAACAUUGGUUUUCCAGUUUAAAGUCAGGGAUUGCCUCUAUGUCUGUUGUGUGAAUGUAUAUUGUUAGUAAUCUAUAGUUGGCACUUGUAGUUCUGUUAUCCCAACAAUGGAACGGGUGUAUCAGUAAAGAGUUUUAAACCCUUGUAUAUGUAUAUAUAUAUAUAUAUAUAAUUAUAAAUAUAUAUAUUAAAUUUGUAAGUGAUGCCUGUUACAAUGUUUGUUUUCCAGUUUGUUAGUGUACCAUAUUAGAAACUCUCCUUAGAGAAAGAAAUAUUUAAUGUGAAAAUAAAAAAUCCUCUUUUCUCAAUUCUUUAAAGAUACUCUAUUGUAAAAUUAGACCAACUAAAAUUGUGAACAGCAUGGCAUGAGAUUGUUGUAAAAAAAAAGGACAAGAAUGAAGUACAUCAUUACAGCCUAUCAUACAAAAAAAGUCUAAUUGUGUUUUAGUUUCUGCAAGCAUUUUCAAUUUUCCUUUUGUUUAUUGAUGUAAAUUUAAAUUACCAGCCUAUUAUUCUACAUUUAAAUUUUUGUGAUAAUAGGUAAUACCUAUUUUUCUAUUACUAGUGUAUUUGUGUCGCUUAGCUAUGCAGUGUGGAUUACUUUGCUGUUUAUAGAUAUUAAAGACAAUCUUAGCUACCACUCAGUUUCUAGGUACUAAGUAGCACCAACUACUGGUGCUAUGUCUUUAGUUCUCACAUUCACUAACACUUAUUGAUCUUACAUCUACUUAAGGUAGACAUUAAUAGUCAUUAAUGUUAUGUCUACAUAAGACAAGUAGUACUGGUUACUGAUGCUGUUUCCACAUAGACAGACAUUAAUAAUCACAAAUGUUAUGUCUACAUAAGACAGACAGUACUGGUGAGUAAUGUUAUGUCUAUUUAAGACAAGUAGUACUGGUUACUGAUGCUGUGUCCCCAUAAGACAGACAGUACUGGUUAAUAAUGUUAUGUCCAAAUAAGACAACUAGUACUGGUUACUCAUGCUGUGUCCACAUAAGAAAAACAGUAUUGGUUACUAAUGUUAUGUCCAAAUAAGACAGACAGUACUGGUUAAUAAUGUUAUGUCCACAUAAGACAGUCAUUAAUAAUCAGUAAUGUUAUAUCUACAUAAGACUGACAGUACUGGUUAUUAAGGCUAUGUCUAAAUAAAACAGAUAGUACUGGUUACUAAUGUUAUGUCUACAUAUGACAGAUGGUACUGGUUACUACAGCUGUGUCUACAUAAGACAGACAGUACUGGUUACUAAUGCUGUGUCCACACAAGACAGUCAUUAAUAAUCAGUAAUGUUAUGUCUACAUAAGACAGACAGUACUGGUUACUAAUGCUAUGACUACAUAAGACAAGUAGUACUGGUUACUGAUGCUGUGUCCACAUAAGACAGUCAUUAAUAAUCAGUAAUGUUAUGUCUACAUAAGACAGACAGUACUGGUUACUAAUGCUAUGUCUGCAUAAGACAAGUAGUACUGGUUACUAAUGUUAUAUCUACAUAAGACAGACAGUACUGGUUACUGAUGCUGUCCACAUAAGACAAACAGUACCAGUUACUAAUGCUGUGUCCACAUAAGACAGACAGUAUUGAUUACUAAUGCUGUGUCCACAUAAGACAGACAGUACUGGUUACUAAUGCUGUGUCCACAUAAGGCAGAUGGUACUGGUUACUACCGUUAUGUCCACAUAAGACAGACAGUAUUGAUUACUAAUGCUGUGUCCACAUAAGACAGAUAGUACUGGUUACUAAUGCUGUGUCCACAUAAGGCAGACAGUACUGGUUAGUAAUGCUGUGUCCACAUAAGACAGACAGUAUUGAUUACUAAUGCUGUAUCCA